Momordica charantia (bitter melon) is the source of this 519-nucleotide messenger RNA. NCBI's taxonomy places the organism in Eukaryota, Viridiplantae, Streptophyta, Magnoliopsida, Cucurbitales, Cucurbitaceae. The record is from RefSeq and is a predicted model, not a curated record.
AUGGUUUGCCUCAAGCUACACUCGUACUACAAGUCUUCGUUGGUAGCCCAAUGGAACAAGAAGUUGGCCCCUCAGUCAGAUGGAGCUCCUUUUAGGACUGGUUUCCGAGGUUCGGUGAAGAAGGCUGUAUCUAUGUUGGGAAUACUACAUUAUCGUGUGAAAUCCAAGGAUGCGGGGAUGGUAUCAGAGGAUCUUAGAGCACCCUAUAAUGUGUCGAAUGAUAUUUUGAACCCUUUUAGAGUUCUUUCUCUUUUUAAAAGGAUGACAGAUGAGGACUGUGAGUUACUCUUUCUAUCAGAUAGGCCUGAUAAUCUCAUCAUUACUAACGUUGCAGUGCCUCCUAUAGCUAUCCGUCCUUCUGUAAUUAUGGAUGGUUCACAAAGCAAUGAAAAUGAUAUAACUGAGAGGUUAAAACGAAUCAUCCAACAGAAUGCAAGUGUUAGCCAAGAGUUAUCAACAUCAAACUCACUACCUAAAUGCCUGGUACAUUGUGGACUUUGGUGUUUUUAUUUUAAAUGA